UCCGAUACUCAAAAUCCCAACCUCUAAGACCAACGGUUUUUAUUAGCGUCUCGUCGGUGGUUUGAUACAUAAUUAAUCUCGGAAAAAUAUCUUUAAUUUUAAGAUAUUGUAAUUGCGUACGACUACUCUGGUCAUUUGACGAAUGACACAGUUUGGACUUCAUUUGACGAGAGUGGUCAACAUCUGUUUGAAUUAAAUACCCUAUGCCGCGCGUUGUUUUUAUGCCAGAGCAAAACCGUCAAACGUUGAGAGUUAUGAUGCUGUAGUGUAUUGUGUGAACGCUCCUGGUGAGAAUAUUCUAGCAAUGGUAGAGACUGCCUGUGAUCCUACAUUUGAGAGACACUUCAAAGGUCACAAGGAUGGAGUUACAGCUUUAUCCUUUCAUCCAAACGCUAUUCAACUUGUAUCAAGUAGUCUGGAUAAAACAUUAUUGGUAUGGAACUUGACAGAGUCAGUACGAGCUUACAGAUUUAUAGCUCAUAGUGACAGUAUUCUGGAUGUAUGUUAUGCACCAUCCGGUGAAGUUAUAGCUAGUGCCUCGAAGGAUAGAUCUGUGAGAAUUUGGGUUCCUAAAGUAACAGGACAAUCAAUAGACUUUAAAGCUCAUAGUUUUGCUGUAAGGUCUGUACAAUUUAGUCCAGAUGGAGAAAAGUUGCUUACUGCAUCAGAUGAUAAAAGCGUAAAACUGUGGAUGGUAUGUCAAAGAAGAUUUCUCACGUCAUUCAAUGGACAUACAAAUUGGGUCCGUUGUGCCAAAUUUUCUCCCGAUGGUAGACUCCUAGUAUCCUGUAGUGACGAUAAAACGACAAAAAUAUGGGACAUUAGUAGUGGACAAUGUGUUAAAACUUUCAGUGAGAUAAAAGCUCCUCCUGCAUAUGUAGAAUUCCAUCCAAGUGGCGCAGCUGUUGGAUCAGCGAAUAUGGAUGCGUGUGUUAAAUUAUAUGAUCUGAGAACAGGAUCUUUGUAUCAAUAUUAUGCUGCUCAUAAAGGACCUGUAAACAUGAUUAAAUUUCAUCCAAAGGGUAACUUCAUGUUAACAGCUUCUAGUGAUUCUACAAUGAAGGUUUUAGAUUUAUUGGAAGGUCGGCCGAUUUACACUCUGAAGGGACAUACUGGUGAAAUAACAUCGAUAACAUUCUCCCAAGAUGGUGACUUUUUUGCUUCUGGUGGUACAGAUCGACAAGUUCUCAUGUGGAAAUCUAACUUCUGUAAGGAUGACAAAGCCAGAAAAGUUCCGAGACAAUUAAUAUCACCUACUAGUAAAUUGGAAUUUAAGCUGGAUGUUGAACCAGAUGGAAAGUCACUUGCAGAUAGUGAAAAGCGUGAGAAACAUAAGCAGCAAGGAGAACAGGAUGAAGAAGAAAUAAUAAAUCGAGAGGAAUACUUAUCAGAUAUACUGAAAGACUUGAACUUGGAAUCAGACAGAAGUCAUUGCAGAGGCCCCAUUGCUGAUAUACCGAGGAAAGAAGUUGAAAUAAUCAAUAUGAGAAAUAUUAAAUCUCCAGAAAAGAGUCGUGUAAUAAAUCUAAAACCACAAUCAAAACGACAUGAGAAAUCACUUUAUGCGCAGUCAUCUAGUCAAUCCAUCAGAGCAGUAGAAGCACUUCGUGAUCAAGUACAGUCAUUACACGACACCGUUAAUGUAUUGGAGGAACGUUUGACAGUAUUAGAGGAGACACUUAAGAAGUAAAUUUUAAUUUUUUUAAUCAUAAUUAUUGACUAUGUAGGAUAAUUUGUACGUGUGUGCAUGUAUGUAUAUUGUGUGUAUGCAUGUAACCUUGAUAAAUAUUUUUGAAAUAGAAUUUAAAUUAUCUUGAUAAUUACCUUGUAAUACAUAUGAAGAUUAACAAAGUUUACCGAUGAUAAAUGUCUGGAUAUUUUAUGUUAUUCUACAAAUAUAAUACAAUAUAUUGUUAUAAAUUUUAAUGUUAAAUGUUUACAUGUGGCCAUAUGUAUGU
Messenger RNA from Harpegnathos saltator (Jerdon's jumping ant), 1958 nucleotides. RefSeq names its product Proteome of centrioles 1 (gene Poc1). The transcript is spliced from 6 exons. Gene Ontology annotation, biological process: cilium assembly. Bases 305 to 1690 code for a protein of 461 amino acids. Gene Ontology annotation, cellular component: ciliary basal body; centriole. Gene Ontology annotation, molecular function: protein binding. NCBI's taxonomy places the organism in Eukaryota, Metazoa, Arthropoda, Insecta, Hymenoptera, Formicidae. The record is from RefSeq and is a predicted model, not a curated record.